Miscanthus lutarioriparius is the source of this 396-nucleotide messenger RNA. Lineage: Eukaryota; Viridiplantae; Streptophyta; Magnoliopsida; Poales; Poaceae. The record is from the annotation of a GenBank genome assembly.
AUGGCGAUGUCUUGGACAAGAGGCUUAAAGCAUGGUGUUGUUCCAAGGCAUGCCGCUCAAUUGGUAGAGAGUAGAAGCCUUGCAAUUGCAAGCAAGGCAAAGAAGGGUGGAAAGGGUGGAGGGGCUGAUGCUGCCAAAACUCCUGCUCUCAGCCAAGAGCUUAAAAGUACAACAGUGUUUGGAGCAAACAUCCUCAAGGAGGGUUCUGAUCCAAAAAUCCAACCAGACUCUGAGUAUCCUGACUGGCUGUGGCACUUGCUCGACAAACGUCCUGUACUAAGUGAGCUGCGGAGGAAAGAUCCCAAGACACUCCCUUAUGAAGACCUGAAGCGUUUUGUCAAGUUGGACAACCGAUCUAGGAUCGAGGAAAAGAAUGCCCUCACUGCUAAGAACUGA